CACUGCAGGACUGUUUUGUUGACAUUAUGGCGGAGGGGCAAGCAGGCCUCGACGCGUUCGACUCGGUAGAUAUCAUCGCCUUCAAAAAUGCCUUGACAGAUCUUCGUUCUGCACACGAGACCAUGGACGACAAUUUUAGUCGUCCCGGGGCACAGCUCGCAGACAAGCAGACAUUUACCAACAAGACAGGAGAACUGAUCACAGCGUAUCCAGUGUUGGUGGAUCUGAGGAGGUUGGUCCAGUUGUGCCCCAGCAACACAGCUGCUGCUCUGACAGGCGACGAUGGCAUCAUCCCUGGGAUCUCUAACACUGACCUGCUACACGCUGUCGUCGGAUUGUAUGAUGUAUCGCUGUCUGAGAUGACCCCAGAUGUCCUGUAUGCCACAGUGUGUGAGAAAUGGGCCAGAACCAUUGUUCUAGUCAGGGAUCUCAAAGAAACUGUGAGAUCAUUGGAAGAAAAGAAAAUUCAAAAGACGUCUGACAAGGAUGACGACAAUGAAACAGAAUCCAAGGAGACUAAGACAAAGGAGGAAAAGGAGGAUGGAGAGAAUGACGACAUAUAUGAGGAAGAGGAACAACUCACUAGCAAGUUCGCUGACGUCUACAGCGACACUGAGUCAGAGGAGGAAGACCUCGAGGAUGACGAUGAUGAAGAAGACUUUUCCAAAGGAAUAAACACAUUCAUUAAGAAGACAGUGGAAAGGAGAAAGAAGAGACAGUGUAAGCCGCGUGAAAUAAAAGAGGAACAGGUCGGGAUAGAGAACCGCAUCAUAGGCUGUGUCACAUUUGAAAAGAAAUAUGUGCGACAAAAAGAUAGAGUUGUCCACCUGACUCUACUGUCCGUCAGACGGAGACACAGGAAGUUUGGAAUCGGCAAAUACCUAUUACAGCAAGUGAUAGACCCUGCUGUGGUUGGCCAUUUCGAUGCUAUAGUGGUUCAUGCUGACAACGCGGCUGUUGAGUUCUUCCAACACUUUGGUUUCUCAGAUGAUGUCGUUCUCAACAGCAGAUGGAGUGAGCUUGCGGAACAGUUUACCAACUGUACUUUGAUGUGUUACCUGCCAGGGUUCUCAGGACAUAGUCUUCUGAGUACAGUUAAAGUGCCAGGGUUUGAAGUUUUUGAGUUAGAACAGGAAUUCAAUAAAUGGAAAGAAAAAACUGUGGAGGUUUAUCAGAAUCAAGUUUCUGUUGUAAUGAGGAUGAAACAUGAAAUCCUACAGCUCAAAGCAUUGACCCACAAGCAGAACACUUUGAUUGAAACACUGCUAAAGGACAAUGAAAAACUCAGGAAAGAGAAAUAUGCAGUUGAGAAAGAAUAUCUAGGAUACAAAUUCUCAACAGCAAAAGCAUCUUCACUCUUACUGGAAAGAUCAAAUUCAGAUGAUGGCUCCGAAAUAAGCUCAGAAGAUCUCAUUAACGAACUUCAACAACAAGUUGACUCGAUGGAUCUCACCAUAAAGAAGAAGCGCCUCGAAUCUCUGCUAGAGACUAACCCUGAAAAGAACAGCAAGCUCAUGACAUUUGAUGACAGCAAGUAUGUGUCCUUCCCGCCUUCCAACGCCCGCAAUACACCGGAACCCUAUGACCACAUGAAAGAUGCUGCAUUCUUUUAUGAUGUCACGGAACGAUUUAAAAAGUCUAUGAAGCUAGAUCCCGCAGUGAAAAGCAAUAACGAAGUCACCACAAUCUCAAAGGCUACGCUGACAGAACAGUUCAUGGAGGACUACAAGAACAAGCUGAGUACCCUGAUUGACUCCUCCAUAGUGGUUGACCUUUACUACUGUGGUACACUGGAACAUCCAGAAAGGAUCCCAGACAUUCUCACACAUGGAUUUACAGAGUCAGAUUUCAUACAUGGAGAAUACGGAAGAGGUCUUUACUUUUCAAAAUACCCUUCAAAGGCGGCUCAUUUCUCAGGGGUGAGGAAGAUCCUACUUGUUGAGGCUGGACUGGGGCACAUAGAAAGCAUCACAAAGCAAGACAGGGCGAGAAAGUCACCACAUCCUGGUCACGACUCCAUAAUCACACCCGGACGCCUGAAGCCCUCUCGGGACUGUGGGUUAGAGGAAAGCACGAUGACACAGGAGUACGUGGUGUUCGAUGCCAAACAGGUCAUGCCCCUUGGACUUAUCACGUACGACCACCAUGCUGUCAGCUGAUUGGACAGAAUACAAUAAACUGUUGUAAACACGUGUUAACAUUCCAUCUCUGUAUUGUUAUAGUAGAAUAUCAUAGACUUUCCAAAGAUCUGACGACAUUUUUAAAGUUAAAAUUAUUUUCUUGAAAUCUUAUACAAAACUAUUUUUUGUCACAAAUUUGAUCUGAAUUUAUUAAUGGUACAUUUAGUAUGAACGGGUUCACAUAUCUCAAAAAAACAAAAAACAUUUAGCUCAAAUCUUAAUAAUGACCUUAUUUACAAAGCUCUGAUUAUUUUUCAAUAAGGUAGGGAUGCAAUUGUGAGCGUGUUUUCAAUUCGAACACACACGAACACACACACACACACACACACACACACACACACACACACGUACAUAUAUGCAGUGUAUAUAUAUGUAAACACUUAUUAAUAAAUAUAUCUAAAACUGGAUAUCUCCGAUUUACAUAAAUUGCUUCAGCUAAGCUUCGUAAACUUGAAAUGUAACAUUACACAUACAAUCGACUGAAAGAUAGCUCGCAAAAUAAAUUUUGAAUGAUAUAUUUUUGUAUGAUUAUAUACAUCCUGAUUGUUUUGUUGUACAUGCCAAAAAUACGUAUGACUACCGACCUGUAUACCAUACGACAGUAAGGAAAACAUAUCAAACAGGUAGUGUAUUUAUCUUGACUCGUCAAUUCUGAGGUAAUUACAUUAAAAGUUUAAUCACAUUUGCAUUUUUCACGGUAUGUACCUCAAAACGAUUUUAAUAUUUAUUUCGUAUAAUUUGUAUUAUAAGCAACUUAAUAUGUGAAAUAUAAAGUUGUUCUGGGAUGCAAUACAUUUUAUAUACAUGUACGUGUGUAUUAUACUACUAAUCAAUCAACUUCCUUAUAUGUAUUACUUCUCCUGAUACAUCGGCACAUGUUUUUGUGUGAUUGAAUUUCUAAUCUAAAUUAUAAUUUACAACUAUAUCAUUUAAUCUCCAUUGUUACACCCGUCAUAUUUAAGUUUGUAGUUUAAAAUCUCAACUUCUUCACUUGGAAAGUUAGUUACUAAAUCUUACCAUUCCCAUACAUUUGCAGAAAUCAAUUAACAAAAUGUGAUAAAUCACAACAUAUCUAGAUUCAUGUUUACAUUAUUGUCAAGGAUGAAAUCGUCAAAGGGACAAAUCUCAAUAGUACUAUAAUAAUAGUUGCCAAAUAUAUCUUUUGUUUGACAUACAUUUUUAUUAAAAUUUAAUAUAUUGAUGUCGGAUAUUUUAAUUUCAAAUGUUAAAUCAUUUUGCCGGAAUGGAUCCCCUCCAAAGCCCCAAGAAGAUAAUAACAAGUAGGGAUUCCUAACAAGACAAUAUUAACUUUUUUUGUUGUUAAUGUGUAAAUUACAUAUAACACAGAUAAUCAUGAUAAUUGUGCAUGCCUACAUGUGAAAUAUUUGUUUAUGUUUUGUGGAUUUAGUUACAUAUUGAUCUGGUGUAAGUUUCAGUAAUAAAUCAAUGUAUAAAUUAAAUUACGAUCAAGGAAUAAUUGUGACGUUGUUUUGGAUAGCAACGAGGCGUGGCCAACAUGCGAUGGGCGGGGCUUAACACGAUGAAACCAUGUCUCUGUCGCAGAUUAGAACAUGGUCCUUAUCCAAUCAGAGCACUCGUUGCAAAUGAAUCGUAGAAGAACAAGAACGAUCAAACAUAUUUAGUAUAAGGUGUAUUAAUUCAAACAUACAUUGGAACUCUCACAGAGAUGCCAAAAAGCCCUAUGCUUUCAAUCACAACACAUACUGUAACGUUUUCACUUGAAAUACUUUUCCAUUUCAUAUUGUUCACGUUUUCAAUGUUGUGCCCGAUAAUGUCGGUAUAUUUUUUAUAUGAUUUGUUUUCUAUAUUAGUAAGUGUUAUGCAUUGUAUAGAUGAUUUUUUUUAUAGAAAUCAACAGAACAAUAAUUAUCAAUAAAGGGAACAAAUAUGUUUUUCUUUCAUUAUAUCUUACUGCUAUCUAUAAGCAUGUGUCAAUAUUUGAUGGAGAUAACAAGAGAUUCAAACAAGCUCAUUGUCUAGUUUAAAACAAAAUACCGAGUGAUGAAAUUAUUAAUGCAAUUGUAACGUCACGAAGUGGUAUGACGUCAAAUGACAUUAUUUUGAUUCUCUAUGUGAAGAAUUAAACCACGAGCUGGUAGUCUGUAACACGUAGCAGUUAUGGGAUACAGAUAUAUCAGCCAUGUCGGAGUGUAAAAAAAAUCAAAUCGCAACAUCUUUAACGGUAACCGUUAUUAACUUGUGCUCGUAUUCAAAUCAACCUAUUGUGUCCUAUUUUGUGAAAGAAGAUAGUAAUUUUAUAUAUCUAUAUAAAGCAAAACAUAUGGAAACUUUCUAUAUUUAAAGUUUAUGAAAUUUCAACCAUUUUCCCUCCAACAUUUGAAACAAAACAAUUACAAAAAUAUUCAUAUUGUACACAGACGUAUUUGUUCCACUGGUAUUACCAUUUUGUGUUUACCUUCAUUUGGUCAUUGCUAUAUUGUGGUAUUUCCGAAUGUUUAUGCUAUCUAGCCAUACCUCUGCGUGGCGUCUCCGGGUAUUGGUAUCUGUAUGUUUUUUGUUAACAUUCCAAACAUAACGUACCUCGCCCACGUAUUGGUCAUGUUUGUAUGGUCUGUGUAAACAUUCCUUGCCGUGUUUUUAGAAUAUUUGUUUUCUUGUCAAUGUUUGGUAUAAUACAUAACACUCUGUGUCUUUUCGCAUGGGACAAUCUAUUUUCCUACACAGUUGAUAUUUUGAGGCAUAAAAAUCUUUUUUUUUUUGUACUGUUUCAAAAUAAUUGACCAUUUGUAAGCUUUUUACUUUUCGUUAAUUUUCUAUUAAUAGUUAUUUUUUGGUGAUUUUAAAAGCGAAUCUCUUCGUUUGCUAUAUGCUAAAACAAAAUUGAACAUAUAUUCAUAGUCUGUAAUGUGAUUUUAUUCUUGUUAUAAUGUCGCAUUUCCUGUUUGUUUCUGCAGCAUCGUGUUAUUUGUAUCAUUUGAGGAGUGAUUUUGUAAUUUAGAGAAAAGUGUGUUAUUAAAAAAUGUUGAAAAAGGA
Messenger RNA from Mizuhopecten yessoensis (Yesso scallop), 5195 nucleotides. RefSeq lists its product as uncharacterized. NCBI's taxonomy places the organism in Eukaryota, Metazoa, Mollusca, Bivalvia, Pectinida, Pectinidae. The record is from RefSeq and is a predicted model, not a curated record. The transcript is spliced from 17 exons. Gene Ontology annotation, molecular function: acyltransferase activity, transferring groups other than amino-acyl groups; NAD+ poly-ADP-ribosyltransferase activity. Bases 27 to 2159 code for a protein of 710 amino acids.